Quercus robur (English oak) is the source of this 898-nucleotide messenger RNA. RefSeq lists its product as uncharacterized. The coding region runs from base 157 to 660 and encodes 167 amino acids. Gene Ontology annotation, molecular function: RNA binding. Lineage: Eukaryota; Viridiplantae; Streptophyta; Magnoliopsida; Fagales; Fagaceae. The transcript has 8 exons. The record is from RefSeq and is a predicted model, not a curated record. Gene Ontology annotation, cellular component: cytosol.
UCUCUCUCUCUCUCUCUCUCUCUCUCCAUCCACCUCUAGGGUUUUUGGAAGCAGAGUGGAAAAAAAAAGCAAACAAAAGCGAACCUCUCAGGCUCUGAAGAACAAAGAAAAAAACACAGACAGGUUAGGGUUUAGUAAAAUUUAUCAUCGGAAUCAAUGGGACGAGGAAAGUACAAGAACAAGCCCACUGGCAAACGCCAGUUCUCCACUCCCGAGGAUAUCCUUGCUGGUACCUCCACCCGUCCUCGCACUUUUAGACAGCAUGAAGCUGAACAUCAAGAGGAAGAAUCUAGGGAAGAGUCUGAUGAAGGAUCUGAAGAAGAAUCUGGAGAAGAAUCUGAAGAAAGCUUGGAGAAGCGGAAAGGCACACAAGGCAUUAUUGAGAUUGAAAAUCCUAAUUUGGUAAAGCCAAAGUCCUUGAAAGCAAGAGAUGUUGAUUUAGGGAAAACAACUGAACUUUCCAGGCGUGAAAGAGAGGAGUUAGAGAAACAGAAAGCUCACGAGCGGUAUAUGAGAUUGCAAGAACAGGGGAAAACAGAACAAGCGAGGAAAGAUUUAGAGCGUUUAUCCCUUAUACGUGAACAAAGGGCAGAAGCUGCUAGAAAGCGAGAAGAAGAAAAAGCUGCCAAAGAACAGAAGAAGGCUGAAGCUCGCAAAUGAUCUUUGUGGAUAGGUUAUGUCAAGAAAUUUAUACUGUUGAAAAAUUGAUGCCAGAGGAUUUGUGCCUGUCCUUCAUUCAAGAAAUUUCUGCCUUUUGUUUUACUUGCUAGUUCAUUUAUAAUUCAACAGUAUAAAUUGUGCUACUAACUGUGCAACAAUUUUUAUUGUAUUUUGGAUUAGUAAUUUAUUUGACUAUGUUCGUGUCUUGAAACACCUUGAAAUUUAUAGUUUUCCAAAA